Drosophila ficusphila is the source of this 1407-nucleotide messenger RNA. Its product is annotated as adenylate kinase isoenzyme 1-like. Gene Ontology annotation, molecular function: AMP kinase activity; ATP binding. The record is from RefSeq and is a predicted model, not a curated record. Bases 627 to 1187 code for a protein of 186 amino acids. Lineage: Eukaryota; Metazoa; Arthropoda; Insecta; Diptera; Drosophilidae. Gene Ontology annotation, biological process: nucleoside triphosphate biosynthetic process. The transcript has 7 exons. Gene Ontology annotation, cellular component: cytoplasm; cytosol.
CUAAGCUUUUGAAUAUGUUUAAAAGCCGCCAAAGGAAUAUAGAUUCAUCGAUAGCAAUUAAUAUUUCGUCUUAUUUCGGUCACACUGACAUGGACAUCAAAACAUUGGAUACGGAACUUGUGGAAAUUCAUCCAAAAACCUCGUAUUUAAGUGCUCAAGAACUAAUUGCGCAUCGUCGCACGGAGUUUGAAGCUCUGAGUGGAGGUUUAAAACGUACAGAAAAUUAAGGAACUGAAUUGGAACUUGAGGAGCUUAAACAAGCCCAAGAUCAUUUAAGAGCUCAAUUAUCAGUGCCCCGCAUAGAAAGAUAUGGAGGAAGAGCUCUUGCCACUUGGAAUGAGGAGCAACAAGUGGCAGAACUCAUACGAAAGGAUGGGAAAUUCGAAAAUUUCGGAUAUAGUGAACAUGGAAAGCUCUAUUUGGAAUACUACGAGGCCUUGUUCCUACUGGAACUGCUUAUGUGCUCCUUCUCGGAAAAUUAGUAAGCGAAAAGUUCGGCCAUUUUUUGUACACAGUUUCAAUAUAACUAAUAAUUAUUUACCAAAAAAACGGAAACCUUAAAAAGAAGAAAGUAGCUUUUGACAUGAAUGUUUAGGACGUGUUUUGAUUAAAAUAAUAAAAUAAAUAUGGAUAUUCCUAUUAUUUGGAUGAUGGGCGGUCCGGGAAGCGGCAAAGGAACUCAGACUCAGAAAAUAGUACAAAAGUAUGGAUACACGCAUAUUGACCCCGUCGAAUUGAUGGAUUAUGAGAUGUCAGCAAAGACCAAAAUUGGAGAAAAAUUCGCAGAUAUACAAGCAACCGGAAACGCAGUUCCCCUAUUAGAAAUUAUACCUUUGAUCGAACAACAAAUGAUAACCCAACGAAAUAAUAAGGGUUUUGUAAUUGAUGGAUACCCUGCUAAUUUGGAGGAGGCUGAAAUAUUAGAGGACAAGCUCGGUUCGCCCAGCAUAAUCAUUGCCUUGGAAAUGGAAGAGGAAGUCGGCAAUCAACGCAGUUCCCAAUCUUCCACUGCAUCACGUCCCAGGUAUCCAGCGUACGUAAAUGCUUCGAGGCCUGUAAUAGAAAGAUAUGCAGACAUUACCCUGAUCGUUAAUGGCGACCAAGAACCUGAUAAAGUGUUCGAAGAAAUUCAGGCUAGCAUGAACCACUUUGUUCGUCAUAGGUCAAAAUUGUCAAUCGCUCGCUAGAUGAUUACUUAUGAUGGGUGUUAUAUAAAAACCGAAUUUGAACUAUUACAAAACAAAAACUGCGCUUAUCGGUAAAGUAAAAAUAUGUUAAAUCUUUAAAAAAAAACCACCCCAAAAAUGCAAAUCUACAGAAAUUUCAAGUCAUGAAAGCAAAAAAAGCAAAAAGAUUCUUUUCCAAAAGAUGGUACCUUGUUUUAUGGCAAAAUGAACCACCUCAGAA